CCCGGUGAGUCCUGCCCGGUUCCCGGGGCAGAGCGGCUCCUCCUCCCUCUGGAAUAUAUAGAUAUUCUCCGCUCCCUUCGCCCUCCGUCGGGGAAGUUUGGCUGUGCGGAGCCGCCUUUCUCUCCCGGCGCAGCAGGACCGGGAACUGCGGAGUCAAACCAGCGGAUGAGCUGCCCACUUUCCCCCGGGCAUUGACAAAACAAAUAUGUUUCCUCUCAUACAACGGUGCUGCUUCCACACACCUUUCAAACUGCAGAGAUUAACUGGUCCCAGUCUGCUGUGCUGUGGGAAGAAUAAGACAGCUUGGUCGUCCUUGGCCCUCCGGCUGCAGAGAGAUGCGCAUCCUCUCUCAACAUCUCUGAACCUCAAACCAGCAUCAGUUUACACAACCAAGCUCCAGGCUUUUCACACCUCUCUCCCUGUCUUCAAGAAGAAAACCCCUGCAGAAUCUGAGGCAGAAUCACAGAAAAGCCUGGAAUCACUGAAGGAUUCUCCCAAGCCAGCCCUUUACUUAAGCCUUGGGGGGCUAAUUCCAUUUGUGGCCGUGCCACUGACCAUGGCUGUGCAGGGGACCUACUGCCCUCAGCUGGCUUUUGCUCAGGUUGCCUACGGCGCUGCAACAGCAUCAUUCCUAGGGGGAAUGAGGUGGGGGUUUGCUCUCCCAGAAAACAGUCCAGCCAAGCCAGACUGGCUGAACCUGGCUAAUGGCACAGUUCCUCCUCUGCUUGCCUGCCAAGCCUUGCUUUUCAAAGAUGUCACUCAGGGAGCAGUAAUGCUCAUGCUGGCCUUAGGGAUAGCACUGCAUUAUGACGUUUCCCUUCUUCCUACUUACCCCAGGUGGUUUAAAGUACUGAGGGUAGUGGGAACAACGGUGAUGAUAUUAUCCCUGUUGGCCACUGUAGCACUGAAAGCUUUCUUGGAAGGGGAGCAAAGUGAUGACAGAAAAAUAUGGCAGAACACAAGUAAAUAAACCAAUAAGGAAAAGCUUUUAUCUACCAAUAAGGUAUUUGUAUGGAGUUCCAGGAGAAGUAAAGACUGAUUUGUGCUUAGAAGUCAUAGGAUGGCAGGGAUCAAGAUGCUUAUUCUUGAAGCAAAAUGAUUUUCCAACUGAUUUUGAAGCUAGUUCAGGAGGGAAGGAUUGUAAAUAGCAGUUACUUCCAAGGCAAGCUUGUCUGUUCUUUUCUGUAGAACAAAGAAUUGCUCCUGAAUGAGAUGUUGCUGCUCUAGGAAUUUAGAAUGCAGAUCCAAAAUUACAUGGGUAUGAAUUGCUCUGUGCUGAACUAUGAAAGCAUCUGGUUUGACUGUAAUGUGUGAUCAUGUUCUGAAGCAGGGAAAACAAUAGUAACAAGGUGAAAGCUGUUCUAGUUUGGUGUUUAAAGAAGUAGCAGAGAAUUAAGCAAAAGCACAUUCUACUCAGUUGCUGUGUUGUGGAACUAGAGAGAAGGUGCUGAAGAGAAGGCGCUGAAAAUUACAGAGUGGUUUGGGUUGGAAGGGGCCUUAAAGAUCGUCUCAUUCCAAUCUCCUGCUGUACACAGAGACACCUUCCACUAGAUCAGGUUGCUCAAAGCCCCAUCCAGCCUGGACACUUGCAGGGAUGCUGUGUGAGGAAAUGCUCAGUGCAGUGUCAGGUAGGGAAGGACAGGUGAGGUUUGUUUGCAGUGGCAAGCCAAGGCCAGCACUCACCUGAAAUGUGUCAUUCAGCUGCUGUGCUGGAGUGGAAAAAAGCUGACAGGGGAGCUUUGUAUCACUGACAAGGUGCCACAGAAGAUUGAAGGUCAAAUUCCUGCUCAGGCUUAUUGAAAUUAAAAAGGCUAUUUGGGCCAUCUGUUCCUAGGUUUUGUUUGGAUUUAGGGCUGCCUGGCAAAGGAAACUACAUGUGACACAGCCAUAAAGAUCUGCCAUACUCCUAAAGGACUGUUAACUUAUGCUAUGACACAAGAACAUAAGUGCUGGCACUAAGGGAUCAGAUAAUGGGACUAAAAGUAGCUUCUGUCUUCCCUCUCCUUAGAAUCCAUAUAUUUGGACAGGUUCCAAUGGACUUGUAGCCUGCAAACCCUCCAUGAUGGGUCUGAUACUGAAGCCACUGCAGAAGCAUGUGCUCUCUGUACUUAAUUCUUCCUAGCACAUCAUUUAGUGGAACAGUGCAAGAUACAACCUGAGUCACAUGGAUUUUCUUUUUUGUGUCAGCUACCUCAAGAAACCUAUGAAAUGGGAUGUGGGCAUAUUCUUGCAAGCUUUUUAUCAGAAGUAUUUAAGUACAGUAUAAGAUGCAGGAAGAAAGCUGGAAAUGACAUCUACACAUGGUCUUAGGACCAGAUAAUCCUCAUAGUUCCUGGUAAAUCAUUAUUCUUCAUGAUUGUUCUACACCAAAUAAAGCACAUAUUGUCACUUAAAAUUUUUUACCUGUUCAUUCUGCAAAGAACAGAUGUCUGCCAGUCCUGGAGAUGGAACCAUCUUAUAUGAUGUGGUUGAAACAGCAGCUCUGUACAUCAGCCUCUCCCUUUUGCAAUCUGUUAACAUUUAUAUAUUAAACAACACAUGAAGCAAUUAUGGGUAUCAAUUGCUUUAUGCUGAACUAUGAAAGUACCCUAUUAAACAAUAUAUUUCAGAGCUUUCUGAACAUAAAGGAAAUAAAAUUGAGUUUGUGAAUGAAAA
Molecule: messenger RNA, 2655 nt
Organism: Catharus ustulatus (Swainson's thrush)
Lineage: Eukaryota; Metazoa; Chordata; Aves; Passeriformes; Turdidae
Product: transmembrane protein 69-like
Exons: 3
Coding region: 206-970 (254 amino acids)
Source: RefSeq, a predicted model, not a curated record